Acanthoscelides obtectus is the source of this 424-nucleotide messenger RNA. The record is from the annotation of a GenBank genome assembly. NCBI's taxonomy places the organism in Eukaryota, Metazoa, Arthropoda, Insecta, Coleoptera, Chrysomelidae.
UAUGUUUAUCAAAAAGAAAUGAAAAAAUCCACUUGAACGUACACUCGGUGCCUAUAAAAACCCUACACAAUUCUCAGAUUUUGUAUAGCGUCGAACCGCCCUUUCACACAAUAACAGUAGAUCAACGAUCCAACAAGUCAAAAUGAAAUUCUUACUUUGUGUCUUUGCAGUAGUUGCCUUAAUGGCCCUAUUCGUCGUUGCUGAGGCAGAAGAGGUGGCGCCAAGGCUAUUCCAAGGAUUUGACAGUCAUCCUGAAACAAAAUGCAUCGAUGAGGAGUGCUACGAAAGCUGCAAAGAGCAGUCUCAUAUAUUUGGUUUUUGCGUCAAAGAAAAAUGUCAAUGUUUCCCAUUGUAGAGCAUUGGAUAAUUCAUCACUUCUUAUUAUACAGGAAUGUAAAAUAAAUUAGUUUAUUGAAAAUACGCU